AUGUCUGCUAGUGAUCCUGAUGCGCGUUUAAUGUCGCGCUAUUCGUGUCUGCAGUGCCGCGAAGCAAAACGUAAAUGCGACCGCGUCACGCCCGAGUGCACACUAUGCUUGCAGAAAAGCAUUAAUUGCGAGUUUCCCGAGCGCAGAAAGCGCCGACAAGUCCGCCCGAGGUACGCAGAUGCAUCGGCACUGCAAUCACCACCACAGCCGGCGCUCAACACACCAAGCCCAUCCCAGGCGAGCACUCUAAGCAGGGAGGCCGCUGAACCGCCAGUGGCGCAGAAAAAGCAACUGCAUCUCGUCGCAGAGCACUUUCUGGAUCCGGAAGUGUUUCAGUAUGCACAGCUGCAGCUGCCCACCCUGCUGAUCGACUCUCUGGUGACAAACGAGAUCGCCGCCACUGUAGGCGGCACGGCGGACAUUCGGACGAUUGCGCAGAAGCACUUUUCCACUGUACACGCCUGGAUGCCGAUCGUAUCCAAGAUUCAGUUUUACAAACUGCUACCCAGGCGUCUGACGUAUAACCGAGCAGAGUUGCAUUUGCUGCUGCUGGCGAUGAAGCUCAGUGGGGAUGUGCCAACACAGACACCGUGCACAGAAUUACACGGCCUGACAAAGCAAUUCCAGCACUCUGUCGAAGGAUCAGGCAUCUUUUCGCUGCUCGUUCUUCAAGCUGGCAUCCUCAUCGCGUGCUACGAACUAGGGCACGGUGUUUACCCGGCUGCGUUUCUGUCCAUUUCGUCCUGCGCCCGCUACGCCAUGGCGCUUGGCGUCGACAGCUCUGUUGGUGGACACUUGGAUCCCAAAAUUGAGACAUUCGACUUGGAAGAGUGCCGCCGUGUCUGGUGGGCGAUACUCGUCAUGGAUAGGUUCAUGAACUUAUCCAAUCCCAAGCGCCAGCUCGUGACGCCGGACCCUGACACGUCCAACUAUAUUCCUGUUGAUGACAAGAACUGGGAUAAUGGGACCACUGGCGCUGAAGACGCGUGCACCCUUGGCUCUGCCAACGGGCUGGAAAUAGGCCGGUUUGCCAGACUUGCGCAAGCAGCGCAUUUAUUAAGUUUGGUGAUCAAAGAUGUAGCAGAGGGCUCAAACGACUCGUCACAGCUUCGCCGCACGAUAUUCGCGUUGGUCCAUGUAUCCCGUAUCGAGGCCCGUCUGCGCAGACUGGAACUCUGUACACAGAUGGCGACAUGCUUCAGCGGUAUUCUGCUCCUGGAUCACCCUACCUCGUUUCAGCAAGUGGCCUCGCCUCAUUACUCCUCUCACGCAGAUGCUACACUUUCUACAGAGAGCUCCUCGGUUGUCGAAGCAACGAUACAGAUGGCCGAGAGGAUGAAGGGGGCUUACGAUUCAAUCAAGGAUAUUAUGGCGCCCUUUGUUCUGCAUGUCAACUACAAGGCCGCGUCCAUUUACUUGCAAAGAGCGAUCGAGGAGCCCGACAGCGAAGCGGCCGCCUAUGUGGCGGCGCUGAAGAAGUCUUUACAGUUAUUCUCCCAAAGAUGGCUUGUCGCUGAUGCUUACUUGUCGCUACUGGAGCGCCGCGAAACUUUGUUGCUGCUUCGACAGCUCGAUUCGUGA
Molecule: messenger RNA, 1581 nt
Organism: Akanthomyces muscarius
Lineage: Eukaryota; Fungi; Ascomycota; Sordariomycetes; Hypocreales; Cordycipitaceae
Exons: 6
Coding region: 1-1581 (526 amino acids)
Biological process (GO): regulation of DNA-templated transcription; DNA-templated transcription
Cellular component (GO): nucleus
Molecular function (GO): DNA-binding transcription factor activity, RNA polymerase II-specific; zinc ion binding; DNA binding
Source: RefSeq, a predicted model, not a curated record